Linnemannia hyalina is the source of this 1599-nucleotide messenger RNA. NCBI's taxonomy places the organism in Eukaryota, Fungi, Mortierellomycota, Mortierellomycetes, Mortierellales, Mortierellaceae. The record is from the annotation of a GenBank genome assembly.
AUGUCGACAUUCAAUCCUCCCCCAACUAACAACAAGGACAACUGCAGAGAGUGCGCCUCAACAGAAACCUGCUUCCUCUACUCCACAGGAAAACUCUGCCAACCCUUCACACCACCAGACACCUACCCCCCACCAGACACCAAUAAUACCCUUGCUAAUCCCAACCCUCCAGGAUGGUACUUUUCCAGCCAAUACCCUUCCCUUCGCUACACAGGGUCCCUAACCAACCAGACUCAAGGGGCCAAUUGCACCACCAUACCCAUCCCUGCCAACCCUCUCUUCACCAGCGUUGCUAAUGAUAUCCUUCGCAUUGACCAAGGCGGGGCACUCUUUACGACCUAUAUCGACGGGGGGUAUCCAACCUCACUUAUGCAGUACAGGGGCAACUGCGCCGAAAACUUUUACUGCCAACCUACCGCUCAAUUGCCCGACCCUACGCCAUACGGAGGUAUCAAAGCGCCCCUCAAUGCACAGGGAUCUCUGCCAGGAACGUGUCAGCCUGUCAAGGCCAUUAGUCAGCCCUGUGAAGCCUCCAGUCAGUGUCGAUUAUGGCAUAUUGCCUCCGAUGGAUCUUAUGAUAACGAUCAGAACCGUUGUCAAGGAAACUUUCCAUCUAAACAAGAACCUAAUGGAACCUUCAGAGGCACCUGUGAGAGUGUUGGAGCUGGCAAGGGCAACAUCUAUAGCGAUGGAACGUCGGGCUCGUAUCUUCAACGGUCGGCAAGAGUUUAUCUCCUAGCCAGUCUGUUCCUGAUCUGCCUGAUGUUUGUCUACAUGUGGUAUCGCCGCCAGAAGUUGAGACAACAACAGAUGCAGUACUAUGCUCAGACCGGUCUGCACCCGAGCGAGAAUCCAGCUCUUUAUAGCAGUCGAGGCGGUGUCAACCGACGACCAGAUGAAACCGAUGGAGAGCUGCCGUCGUAUGGAAUGCAUCGUAGGGACGAGCGGGUUACAGGACCAGCAGCAGAGGAGAUCGGGAUGUAUUCUUUCCGCAGCGAGCAACCUGGUGGACCACCAACGCCUGGAGCAGGACCUGUGUAUCCAUAUCCAGUUGCUCAUCCAGCUCUUACUCAUUAUCCUCCAGCACCUGCCGGCGCGCUCUAUCCUCCACCUCAGGGCCCACCACCAACAUCGUCCCCCGCCCUUACACCACAGCAGGUCGAGGCAGCUGCAAUAUCUGCCGCCGCCGCUGCUGCUCUGCCUGCACUUCCACCCGCCGCUACGUCGAAUCUUCAGGAUGGAGGGCUGUUGCCACCAUCAUACGAUGCAACUGCUGUCCCCACGUCACAACCGUCAGCAGUGUCAGCCAACACUACAGGAAACAACGGGACGAAUACAGCCUCGGCUACAGGAGCAGCAGGAGCAGAUGGGGAAAAGCCAAGUUCAUACAACCCAUUCUUGGUCUCGAAUGAGAAUUCUCCAAGAGGAUCGUUUGUUGGGGCAGAGAAGUCGGCGUUUGGAGAUGAGCAGGAUGCAGAGGAUACAACGAUCCCAGACCAGGCUUCGGCGUCUUCUGGAUCUGGAUCUGGCACUGGGCCUUUCUCGACAACGAAUGCAACCAAGCCGCCUAGUGGCAACAAGGAAACGAAACAAGGAUGA